AUGUCCUACGGCGGAUACGGUGGCUCAUCCUACGGCGGCGGAGGCGGCGGAUACGGCGGCGGCGGGGGUGGCUACGGUGGUGGUGGCGGUGGCUACGGCGGUGGUGGCGGAUACGGUGGCGGAGGUGGCUACGGCGGCGGAGGAGGAUACGGCGGAGGCGGCGACCGCAUGAGCGGCCUCGGCAGCGGCCUCCGCGCGCAGAACUGGGACGCGGCGACCCUCUCCAAGUUCGAGAAGAACUUCUACGAGGAGGACCCGCGCGUGACGGCUCGCUCCGACCGCGAGGUGGCCGAGUUCCGCCGCGAGAAGGAGAUCCAGAUCUUUGGGCAGAACAUCCCCAAGCCCGUCACCAACUUUGACGAGAUGAACUUUCCCUCGUACAUCAUGGCCGAGAUCAAGCGCGCCGGCUUCACUGCCCCUUCGCCCAUCCAGUGCCAGGCGUGGCCGAUGGCCCUCUCGGGACGCGACCUCGUCGCCGUCUCGGCCACCGGUUCCGGCAAGACGAUUUCGUUCGCCCUCCCCGCCAUGAUCCACAUCAACGCCCAGCCCCUCCUCUCGCCCGGCGACGGCCCCAUCGUCCUCAUCCUCGCUCCGACCCGCGAACUCGCCGUCCAGAUCCAAGAAGAGUGCACCAAGUUCGGCUCGUCGUCGCGCAUCCGCAACACGUGCGUCUACGGCGGCGUCCCCAAGGGCGGACAGAUCCGCGACCUCCAGCGCGGAAGCGAGAUCGUCAUCGCCACCCCCGGUCGCUUGAUCGACAUGCUCGAGGCGGGCAAGACCAACCUCCGUCGCGUGACGUACCUCGUCCUCGACGAGGCAGACCGCAUGCUCGACAUGGGUUUCGAGCCCCAAAUCCGCAAGAUCCUCGACCAGAUCCGUCCCGACCGCCAGACCCUCAUGUUUUCGGCGACCUGGCCCAAGGAGGUCCAGAAACUCGCCCACACGUACCUCAAGGACUUUAUCCAGGUCACGAUCGGUUCGCUCGAACUCUCGGCCAACCUCAACAUUACCCAGAUCGUCGAGGUCUGCUCCGACUUUGAGAAGCGCGGCAAACUCGUCAAGCACCUCGAGAAGAUCUCGUCCGAGAACGCAAAGGUCCUCAUCUUUAUCGCGACCAAGCGUGUCGCCGACGACCUCACCAAGUACCUCCGUCAAGAUGGCUGGCCGGCGCUCGCGAUUCACGGCGACAAGGCCCAGCAGGAGCGUGACUGGGUCCUUGGAGAGUUCAAGAGCGGGCGAUCGCCCAUCAUGAUUGCUACCGACGUUGCGUCCCGCGGUCUCGACGUCAAGGACAUUGGCUACGUCAUCAACUACGACAUGCCUAACGGUAUCGAAGACUACAUCCACCGCAUCGGACGCACCGGUCGUGCCGGCGCCAAGGGUACCGCCUACUCGUACGUGACUCCGGACCAGGGCCGUAUCGCCAAGGACCUCGUCAAGAUCCUCCAGGACGCCAAGCAGGUCGUCCCGCCUCAGUUGCAGGAGAUUGCGAUGUUCUCUAGCGGCGGCGGAGGAGGACGUGGGAGGGGCGGAGGAGGACGCGGAGGAGGACGUGGAUACGGCGGUGGAGGAGGCGGAUACGGUGGAGGUGGAGGAGGCUACGGCGGUGGAGGAGGCUACGGCGGCGGCGGAGGACGCUGGUAA
Molecule: messenger RNA, 1644 nt
Organism: Rhodotorula toruloides NP11
Lineage: Eukaryota; Fungi; Basidiomycota; Microbotryomycetes; Sporidiobolales; Sporidiobolaceae
Product: ATP-dependent rna helicase dbp2
Exons: 8
Coding region: 1-1644 (547 amino acids)
Biological process (GO): rRNA processing
Cellular component (GO): nucleus; cytoplasm; ribonucleoprotein complex
Molecular function (GO): ATP binding; RNA helicase activity; RNA binding
Source: RefSeq, a predicted model, not a curated record